AUGAGCGACGACGACUUUGAUUUGGUCGAUGAUUUAUUUGACGCCGCGGCGCUCGAGACGCUGGACAAAGUCGAGCAACGACACGCUCAGAGUGCAUCCCAAGCCACAGUUGAUAAACAAAAGACUUCUCUACCUUUAAAAUCCUCUCAGGGACGAGUUUCUCGUCCGCCACCUCCGAAGCGGUUUAAGGCAGACGAAUGGACUGCAAUCCCGGUUCCAAACGGCGACCUGGCUGACGUGGAGGAAGAGAUGCCCGAGGUUGCUGUCGUCAUAGCAAAGGAUGGCAAGUACCAAACAUUUCACCCUGUCGAAGGCAAUCCUAGAACCGGUUCGUUUGCCACUCAUACGCUGAGGACGGCAAGCCAACCAUUGCGAGGUGAACCAGGACCCUCUCAGCGGAUUAUGCGAUCAAUUCCUAAUAAGAAUGGUAUCCGUGCGAAUGGGAACGGCUAUGGUGCAAGCCAGUCGAUACCAUAUCAAGAGUCUUACGCCGCGAGCCAGUCACGAUUUGCUGCGAUCACAUCUGCACUGAGACAGACGACUAUUGCGGAAGAGGAUAAUGAGCUUGCCAAGUUACGGGCGCAAAUCGAAAAGCUAAAACUUGAGCACGAAGCAACUUUGGCCGCUUUGAAAGAGGCAUCUGAAGCUCGGCUUGAGAGAGAGGGUGAAGUUGAGACCUUGAGACGUAACAUGGCAAAGUCGAGUCACUCCUACAAUGAGAAGAUUAACAAGCUCCAACAAGAAAAGUCUGAGGAAAUAGAGAAGAGGAAAGCAGCAGAACGAAAGCUGAACCAAGAAUUGGAGAGGGCCCGUACAAACUUUGCACUCAAAGUGCAGGAACUAGAGACUACCGUGCGCAAGACGCCAUGGUCCGUAAGUCGAUCUGGUUCGGGCCGAGGUAGCAUUGGUCUUCAAGCCCAGUUCGAGACCCCGAAAAAAUUUGGAGGACAAGAAGUCUCAACGUCAGCGGUGAGAAACAGACGCGAAUUCCCUCAGCGAGCUGCUCCAGCCCAUUCCAAAUCAACUCAACCCUUUACUGGAUUUGUGGACUCCUUCAAUGGCGGGUCUCCUGUUAAGCCACGACAUCGAACGCAGCCUCCUGCCGUCAUAAUGGAGGCUCCUGUCAGAGGCACACGACCAAAUCUUGACCACUACUUCUCUCCAAUCGAUGCCGAUUCACAAUCAAGGGCACCUGGUCAUGCAAAAUCAGAAUCUCGAGACGAGGCUGCCUCGCUGGUCUUCGAAAGCUUCCCAGACGUGGACGGGUACGGUGAAUCACCGAGAAUAAACAUAGAGAUUGGCACGAGUAUGGGUGAAGUGAGAGAUGAAGAUAAAAUAGAAGAGGAGUUGCUUCAAGGCGGCGAGCUCAUUAAUUUACCGGAUGUGCGGGAGCAGUGUUACGCUAUCUUGUUUUCACACACAUCACUCCCCGACUAUCAACUGACUCUGCAACGUCUGUUCUCCUUGGAUCUCUCGAAUCUACAGGAGGAACGAGACACAUACGUCCAUAGUUGCUCCUCUCUGAUGGAAGCCGUGGCAUCCCGAGAACCGGACUUCCUUCCGGUAGCAUCAAGGAUUGCGACUUCCCUGAUACGUAUGGCAGGAGUCCUAUCCCGAGCCUCUUCGCUCGUCAACUUGGCAGCCGUUCUCGAAUUGAUAGGGACGAUGUGCCUAUGGAUCGAUGGACUCACAUCUUUAUUGCUCGAUUGCGAGGAGCUAUGCCCUGCAAUAUUAAGCGCUCUGGUCGACAUAGUCAAAUCCCAUGGCCUUCCACCCUCCGGCGGCAAUGCUGAUGCUUGGGAAGUCGCCAUGCGACAGGGUCUACUUCUGAUGGAGUUACUCUGUCUAACCUCUCCGCAAGAUGACAUUAACCAAUUGGAACAUCUUGUUCGCGCCCCAAAUAUGAUGUCCACUUUGCUCAAUGAGAAGCAGCCAACUUGGGUUCUCUGUGCAUCUAUGCGCAUAUUCUGCAUAAUUUCAACCUAUUCCGAAUGCGCUGCCAUGCUCCUGUCAUAUCCUCAUAAUCCUGGAACGAGAAAUCCGACAGGCGAUCUGACACGAAUCCCUCAUAUCGAACGAAUUUCCCAUUUGCUUGUAGACUCAGUCACCUUGAGUAGCGCAGAACAUCACGAGCUUCAAGCUUCAAUUAUCACAUCUCUGACUCAGCUCACACUCGCGUCUCCAGAGGCAAUGGCAACGGUAACACAUUCUCAGUCUGUCAUACCCUCCUUGGUUGCAACGCUUGACGCCUACGCGACGUUGCUUUGGGACGAGCAUCCAAUCGAGUCUUUGGAGGCCAGCAAGCAUACCAAAAAAAAUCUCGACCUUGUAGUUGGCAUUUUGCAACUUCUGCAUUACAUCGUCUUCAAAAUGGGCGCCCAGCUUGACCUUCAGCGUGUGAUUCAAUUCCCACCCCAUCGUUUCAACGGACUCGAGCAUAUGUUCGUUGUAGGGCUGGGGCGACUCAGCUAUGCGGAUCCGCCCGAAUGGAAUGACAACACUUGCAAGCUUCUUUGCGAGACUUGCACUGAGUUGGCUCGCGACCUAUUGGAGCAAUUCAUAAAUGGUCCAGAAGUAGAUACGAUAUGGGUUCUCUGUGUCUGUGUGGCAAAGUUUACGCUAGAGUUGGCGUUGAGCAUCACGACUCCUCAAGGUCGAAUAAAGACCAAUACGGGAGUAGAAUCGCCGUUGAAUGCGCUCCCUCAAGCAUUUCGACUCUCCCGACUCGCGAGUUUGCACGACGUGACCAACUUCCAGCCAUUUUGGGUCGACAUCCCGGACAGAGAUGGCUCUUUGUCUCCCAAUAUCACGCUUUGUCUCUGUGUUUUACAAUCCGAGCUUGCCGAGGUAAUGGAUGUGCUUCUAGCAUGGCCAGGCUUUAUUUCUCUCGUCCUGAUCCAGGGGGCGCCUAUUGACAGAGCAUUCAAGCGGCGCGUCAAGGUCGACCUCCAUCCCUUGCUCCAAUUCAAAGGAGGGAAGGCAGGAAUAGCCAUUCACACUUACAGGCACACACAGUCUGGGUUUCCGCCCAUCAAUGCACUCCUAAACCUGGCCCGGUUCUACGCACAGACGGUGGCCGUUCUUUUGGCGUCUUCUGCUGCCGCGGUACCCAUGAUCGACAUCCACGGCCUAGACUACUCCGACGUGGGAACAGCGACGUUCUUCCUUCUCACCGGUGGUCAUACCUCACCGGCGGAUCAGGGCACAACUGAACGCGACUUCGACGUCUCUUCCAGCAGUGCAAUCUUGCUCCGCCAGGACGCGCCUUAUUGGUGCCCCGAACGGUUCUUGUCUACUGCAUCAUUCCAAUGGGAACAGUGCACUUGGUUCAUCUGGCUUCACUCACUCGGUGAUCAUCGGCUCAAGCGCAUCUCGGCCCAAGGGGCUCCUGCAUCUACCACUGUGGAGCACGUAUUGGUGCGUUGGAAAAAGUUAUAG
This is a messenger RNA of Serendipita indica DSM 11827, 3438 nucleotides long. The record is from the annotation of a GenBank genome assembly. Lineage: Eukaryota; Fungi; Basidiomycota; Agaricomycetes; Sebacinales; Serendipitaceae.